Cebus imitator (Panamanian white-faced capuchin) is the source of this 1132-nucleotide messenger RNA. Its product is annotated as olfactory receptor 2D3-like. The coding region runs from base 1 to 924 and encodes 307 amino acids. Gene Ontology annotation, molecular function: G protein-coupled receptor activity; olfactory receptor activity. The transcript has a single exon. Gene Ontology annotation, biological process: G protein-coupled receptor signaling pathway. Lineage: Eukaryota; Metazoa; Chordata; Mammalia; Primates; Cebidae. Gene Ontology annotation, cellular component: membrane. The record is from RefSeq and is a predicted model, not a curated record.
AUGGGAGAAGAGAACAAAACCUAUGUGAAUGAAUUUGUCUUCUUGGGCCUUUCACAGGAUCCAGAGACACAAGUUCUGCUUUUCUUCGUUUUCCUGAUUAUCUACUUGCUCACUGUGCUGGGAAACCUGCUGAUCAUUGUACUCAUUCACAUCGACUCCAGGCUCCACACACCUAUGUAUUUUUUCCUUAGAAACUUGUCCUUUGCCGAUCUCUGUUUUUCUACUACCACUGUCCCCCAGGUGCUAAUCCACUUCCUGGUGAAGAAGAAAAGCAUUUCCUUUGCUGGAUGCUCAACACAGAUUGUUGUCUUACUUCUGGUUGGAUGUACAGAGUGUGCACUGCUGGCAGUGAUGUCCUAUGACCGGUACGUGGCUGUCUGCAAGCCCCUGCACUACUCCACCAUUAUGACACAUUGGGUAUGUGUCCAGCUGGCUAUAGGGUCCUGGGCCAGUGGAGCAUUUGUGUCUCUGGUGGACACCACAUUCACAUUGCGUCUACCCUACCAAGGAAGUAAUAUCAUUAAACAUUUUUUCUGUGAACCUCCUGCCCUCCUGAAGCUGGCUUCAGCAGACACUUAUAGCACAGAAAUGGCCAUCUUUGCAAUGGGCGUGGUAAUCCUCCUGGCUCCUGUUUCCCUCAUCCUUGUCUCAUACUGGAAUAUUAUCUCCACCGUGAUCCAGAUGCAGUCCAGGGAGGGAAGGCUGAAGGUCUUCUCUACCUGUGGUUCCCAUCUCAUUGUUGUUGUUCUCUUCUAUGGCUCAGCAAUAUUUGCUUACAUGAGGCCAAACUCCAAGAUAAUGAAUGAAAGGGAUAAAAUGAUCUCUGUGUUCUACUCAGCAGUGACACCUAUGCUGAACCCCAUCAUUUAUAGUUUAAGGAACAAGGAUGUCAAAGGGGCUCUCAGGAGAGUAACUACAAAAUAAUUAUGAUGACCAUUUUAGGGAUUUGGAGAGAAGUGAUUUUCUUGUUAAUUUUUUCCAUUUCACUUUUUUUUUCUCUUUUCCUAUAUCUUCUCAAAAAGGCAAUUCAACAAAUUGCCUAUUCAGAGCAAGGCACCUUAGUAGACACAGGAAAUAAAUUAAAAGGAAGAAAAGAAAAUGUAAGGGAAGGAAAAAAUAAAGGAGGGGGAAG